AUGAGUGAUCUUCCUAGACCUUAAGUCAAUAUAGUAGGGAAAAUAGCAGGAGCUAAGCACUUUGAUUACCAAACUAUUUAUGUAAAAUAUAACUUUCUUACAGGUGAAGAAUGGAAAGUUGUUGCUGGUAUUACUUAAGGCGAUACAUUUUAAUCUACUGGCAUGCUAAAUUAGGUGAUUCCUUUGGAACAUCCCUUUGAUAUAAAUUAUGCAACCAAGUCUAUUAGAGGCUGGCCAAAAUUAUUAGUAGAAGCUUGGGGUAUCGAUGCAUAAGGAAGAAAUAGUUUAGCAGGAUAUGGAAUUAUUGGAUUACCAUUUUAGACAGGCGAAUACAAUCUCAGUAUUCCUUGUUGGAGACCUCGCCCAGAAUUCUCAGACACAAUUAUUGGCUCAUAUCCAGAAUUAGUGUACAAGGAUGUAUUAGUUUCUAGUGAUUCAAGAUUUGCAUUUAAAACAGAAACUACUGGUUUUAUAACUGUUGACGUAGGAGUAUUUACUAAAGACUUUAAUCUGCAUGGUGUAUAGCUUUAAUAAGACGCUGAUGAUGAAGAUAGCUUAAAUAACUGA
Tetrahymena thermophila SB210 is the source of this 567-nucleotide messenger RNA. Its product is annotated as ciliary basal body-associated B9 protein. Gene Ontology annotation, biological process: cilium assembly. Gene Ontology annotation, cellular component: MKS complex. The transcript has a single exon. The record is from RefSeq and is a predicted model, not a curated record. Lineage: Eukaryota; Ciliophora; Oligohymenophorea; Hymenostomatida; Tetrahymenidae.